AUGGCAGCCCGCAGCAGGCCCCGUGGUCAGUUGAAGGAGGAGUUCGACGAGGAAAGAGCCCUCUGGAACUCGAUCAAAGCUGACGGACGUCGCGUUGAUCAACUCAUGGUACGAAUAUACUUUCUUCAUCAACACCAGCGCUACUUAGGCCAUAACCGAAAUGAAUAUGGAAGAAAUCGAAAUGACCAUGGACAAGAAGAUCCAGAGGAGGAGCGGCGCCUCUGGAAACAAAUCAAGACAAACGCCAGACGCGUCGACAAAUGCAUCAAAGAGUCGGAUGUCUUGCAAGAAAAGAUCGCUGCCCUCGUCGCAGAACAGUCUGCUCGUCAGGAUCGCGGCGAGGAAACCUCAGCCCGUAUUGAUGACGAGCUUGAAGAACUUCUGCGCGACAACAUCCGUAAUCUAAAUGAGGCACAGACCCUUCUCCAGCCGGUCGAAGGCGGUAAUGACGUCUCCACCCAGAUGACACUACUGGCCGCCCUCCGUCAGUCGGAAGAGGCCCCGCCUUCAGCAUCACGAGCCACCAGCGUUGGGCACGGGAAGUCUGGACGCGACCGCCAAGGCAAGCGAAAGCACAACGACAACAUCGACGACCGCGACAGCAUGGCUGCGGACAGUCCUGGAGGCCCCAGCCCAAAGGUCGUUAUCAGCAGCCAGAAAGAUCGACUGGUAGCCAAGUCGGGCAGUAGCAGAGCAGGAUCGGUACCUGUUGCGAGAGAGGGCAGUGUGAAGAUGGACGAAGACGACUCGGGUAAGGAAAUCCGACCACGUCUUUCGCCACAGACAGAGGUCCUCUACCGAAACAACGCGAAGAAUCGCUCUUCCGCGUCCUCCAUGUCCUUCGAAGGCGAGGGCAUCUUAUGUCGCGUGACAUCCGUGAUCGGCGAAGGAAAGCAACGUCGGUACGAAAUCAUCGAUGCUGAUCCAGACCCCCCAACACCGUCAGUACCCUAUCGCGCUUCCGUUAACCACCUGAUACCCAUCCCGCCACCCUCAUCAAACACCACAUUACCAGACCUCAGCAAAGGCAAGAAUGUUCUCGCUCUCUACCCAGGUACCACUACUUUCUACAAAGCGGAAGUGGUGGCUGUCUGGAGGCAAAGUGAUGGCAAGGUCAAGAAAGAAGACGGUGGCAAAGAAGGAGAUGGUGUGGACAAUCUCGUCAGGUUGAGGUUUGAAGGUGAAGAUGAGGCAGAUCGUGAGAUGAGUGUAGAAAGGAGGUAUGUGCUGCCUGAUAGAUGAGCGGGUAGUCCUCCAGCGCUUCGAGAAGCGAGGUCAACUUUCGGUCAUAGUGGGCUCGUAUUGAGUCUGUGUAGGAAGUGUCGGAUACCAUUGGGGGAGGAUGUUCUUUGGCAUGGACUGGCUGCGGAUACCUCUUGUGGUGCAAUUUUGCUUUUGAUUUCUCGCAUAAUUUAGUCACGCUUUCGUUAUUAGUCCUAUCAAUACCUUGUUACUAGCAAA
Alternaria rosae is the source of this 1461-nucleotide messenger RNA. Its product is annotated as SGF29 tudor-like domain-containing protein. Lineage: Eukaryota; Fungi; Ascomycota; Dothideomycetes; Pleosporales; Pleosporaceae. Bases 1 to 1242 code for a protein of 413 amino acids. Gene Ontology annotation, cellular component: SAGA complex. The transcript is spliced from 5 exons. The record is from RefSeq and is a predicted model, not a curated record.